AUGAAUUGCUUCAAGAAAUGGAAAGCUUUGGCUGUUCUCUCCUCAGCCAAUGCUGCAAAGGAAACGACGAGUCGUUUGUUAUGCUUCUCUUCUUCCCCCUCAGACCAAUCUUGUGUCAAGUGGCUACCACUUCCUCACCAGCAUCUCCCCUCUCCAACUUCGUCCCAGAACGCCAACCCUAACUAUUCGCAGCAUGACUUCUCUACUCUCUGCAACCUCCUCAGGAACCCGAACAUCAGUCCCGGACCCUCCCUGGAAGCCGCCUUGGACCGGACGGAAAUCCAACCGGAGUUGAAUCUGUUACUGGCGCUAUUCGAUCAUUUUGAUUCCUCCCCUAAAUUGCUAGAAACUCUGUUUCUCUGGGCGGAGAGGAAACCUGGGUUUCAAUCGUCUGCUAUGCUCUUGAGUUCUGUGGUCAAUGUGCUUGGUAAAGCGAAGGAAUUUGAUUCUGCUUGGUGUUUAGUUCUUGAUCGGAUUGGUGGAGAUAAGGGACCUGUAUUGGUCUCGAUUGACACGUUUGCCAUUCUGAUCAGAAGGUACACUCGGGCAGGAAUGCCUCAAUCUGCAAUUCGGACAUUCGAAUAUGCAAGCAGCGUUAACUUGAUUUGUAAUUCUGAUCCUGGAACAAGCUUGUUGGAAAUUUUAUUGGAUUCCCUUUGCAAAGAAGGGCGGGUUAGGGUGGCUAAAGAAUAUUUUGAUAGAAAAAAGCAACUGGACCCUUGUUGGGCUCCAUCUGUUCGAAUAUAUAAUAUACUGUUAAAUGGAUGGCUUCGAUCAAGAAAGCUCAAACAUGCAGAGAGACUUUGGACGGAGAUGAAGAAGGAGAAUGUGACACCGGGUGUUGUAACAUAUGGUACCAUGGUAGAAGGGUACUGCCGAAUGAGUCGUGUUGAAAGGGCAGUUGAUUUGUUGGAUGAAAUGAGAAGGGAAGGAAUUGAACCAAAUGCAAUAGUGUACAACCCAAUUAUUGAUGCAUUUUCAGAAGCAGGUAGGUUUAAGGAGGCAUCAGGAAUGAUGGAGUACUUGUUGCAAUCUGAAUCAGGCCCCACUAUAUCCACUUAUAAUUCUUUGGUAAAGGGCUACUGUAAGGCCAAAGAUCUUGUAGGUGCUAGUGUUGUCCUUAAAAUGAUGAUUAGUAGGGGUUUUAUCCCAACCCCUACAACCUAUAAUUAUUUCUUUAGGCAUUUUUCAAAAUUUGGGAAGAUUGAGGAAGCGAUGAACCUUUAUGCCAAGAUGAUUGAAUCUGGAUACACCCCUGAUCGGCUUACUUACCAUCUUUUGUUGAAGAUGUUGUGUGAGCAGGAGAGAUUGGAGUUGGCUGUGCAGAUUAGCAAGGAAAUGAGAGCUAGGGGAUGUGAUAUGGACUUAGCAACUAGCACUAUGUUAAUUCAUUUACUUUGCAGAAUGCAUAGAUUUGAAGAGGCAUUUCUGGAGUUUGAGGAUAUGUUACGGAGGGGCAUAGUUCCUCAAUAUCUUACUUUCCAUAGAUUGAAUGAUGAGUUAAGAAAACAGGGAAUGGUUGAGAUGGCACAAAAACUAAGCAAUAUGAUAUCUUCUGUCCCUCAUUCAACAAACUUGCCCAAUACAUAUAGUGUAGAAGGAGAUGCGUCAUGGCGUGCAAGGAGAACAUCUAUAUUGCGGAAAGCAGAAGCAAUGUCUGAAAUACUGAAGACUUGUACUAAUCCAAGAGAGCUUGUUAAGCGCAGAAGCAGACCUGAAAAUCUUGUGUCUGUUGCCAAUCGGUUGAUAGAGGAUAUCAGAGAAAGAGCAAACAAGAAAUGAAUUUACAAAUUGCAAAGGAAACUCUUUAAAGGGAAUACUCAGAGGAAAGUUGGAUCAGUUCUGAAGGUUCUGUGAGCUGGGAGGGAUCUGAGACCUGGACAACUUGGGAAUAUGUGACAAACACUAACAAACGGGAAAAUAAAAUGCUUUUUUCCCCUCGAUAUCUGCAGGGGCAGUAUAUUCUGGGGUUGUGGCAAUCAGAGAACACCAGAAGUUUACCCGACAAAUCAAAACCCAGCAUAUUGUCUCAGUUUCUCACUAUAUUUGAUUUGUAAAUUAUUUCAAGCAUGAAGGGAUCAAUGCUCUUUGGUUACAAUUAACACUUUCGCCAGCGAACUACUCGUGUACUGAACUUACUGCUACUUGAUUAUCUUGACAUAGUUGGAACUGUAAUGCAGGAAUUUUCCAUGUAGACUUCUGACUGCCUUUGCAACAAAAUUCUUUUAAGAA
Hevea brasiliensis (rubber tree) is the source of this 2232-nucleotide messenger RNA. RefSeq names its product pentatricopeptide repeat-containing protein At5g11310, mitochondrial. Bases 1 to 1782 code for a protein of 593 amino acids. Lineage: Eukaryota; Viridiplantae; Streptophyta; Magnoliopsida; Malpighiales; Euphorbiaceae. The transcript is spliced from 5 exons. The record is from RefSeq and is a predicted model, not a curated record. Gene Ontology annotation, molecular function: protein binding.